AUGAGCAAGGCCUGGCGGCGGGGCAGGAUGGAAGGUGGCGAACACGGUGAGGCCGAGGCGGUCGGCGGACAUGGGUCCCACAAGAAGAAGCAUAAGAAGCACAAGAAGAAGCACAAGAAGAAACAUCACCAUCAAGAGGCGGCGGGGCUGCCGCCCCCCGCAGCCCCCGAGCCCUCUGCUGGCCUGCGCAAGCCCCAGCUUAAGCUCAAGAUCAAGCUGGGGGGGCAGAUCCUGGGUACCAAGAGUGUCCCGACUUUCACUGUGGUCCCUGAGGCUCCGCGCUCUCCCUCUCCACUGAUGGUGGUGGACGAGGAGGAGGAGCCCACCGAAGGGGUGCCCAUCGAGCAGUACCGGGCCUGGCUGGAUGAGGACAGCAACCUGGACCCCUCGCCCGUGCCGGAUCUGGACUCGGAGAGCUGCUUUCCUGCUCGUGAGGAGGAAAUGGAGGAGGAAGAGCGCUGGCUUGAUGCCCUGGAGAAGGGCGAGCUGGAUGACAAUGGGGAGCUCAAGAAGGAGGUGGAUGAGUCCCUGCUGACUGCCCGGCAGAAAGCACUCCUGCACAAGCAGCAGAGUCAGCCACUGCUGGAGUUGCCCAUGGGCUACAAGGCAAAGGAGCUGACGGAGGAGAUGCUGGUGAAGCGGGAGGAACGGGCCCGCAAGCGGCGGCUGCAGGCAGCCAAGAAGGCUGAAGAGAACAAGAACCAGACCAUCGAGCGACUGACCAAAACCAACAAGGCCAAGGUGAAGACGCUACGGGAGCGGAAGUCCAAGCAGCCUCCCUGCCCUGUUGUCCACUACUGCAACGCCAUUGAUCGUAUCACUGUCUCCUUCCCUGCUGGCAUGGCCCUGCCGUUGCUGCCUGCCCCGGCUCCCCCCACCGUGCCCCCUGCUGUCCUCUGUGCCGUUGCCGGCUGCUCCAACCUCAAGCGCUACUCCUGCUCCCGGACCGGUCGGCCACUCUGCAGUCUGGCCUGCUACCGGAGGAACCUCCAGCUGCAGGAGGCUGCUGCCUAGGCUAAGGGGGACAGUGGGAAGGGCUAUGGAUCCUCCAGGAUGGACAGAGUGAGGCUGUAUCUGUGCAGCAGUCUCUGGAAGCAGGGAGGAGUCCGAUCUCUCCAGGAUCGCCAGAUAGGGGUUGAGACUGUGGGACAAGGACCCAAGGAGCCAUGAGGGGGCCGUGGCGGGGGCCCGGCCCCUCCAGAACGGACAAAAGUGGGUAGAGACUGAGAGA
Messenger RNA from Indicator indicator, 1231 nucleotides. RefSeq names its product INO80 complex subunit B (gene INO80B). Bases 1 to 1014 code for a protein of 337 amino acids. The record is from RefSeq and is a predicted model, not a curated record. Gene Ontology annotation, biological process: chromatin remodeling. Gene Ontology annotation, cellular component: Ino80 complex. The transcript is spliced from 5 exons. Lineage: Eukaryota; Metazoa; Chordata; Aves; Piciformes; Indicatoridae.